Ectocarpus sp. CCAP 1310/34 is the source of this 1793-nucleotide messenger RNA. The record is from the annotation of a GenBank genome assembly. Lineage: Eukaryota; Phaeophyceae; Ectocarpales; Ectocarpaceae.
ACAACUUCGGAGAAAAAGGCAUGGUUGCCGAGCUGCUCAAGGGCAGCAACAACGGGGUUUUGAGCCAUGGUGACGUGAAGAGGGUGGCGGCGAUCCACAAACAGACACCCAAGACGGGGUUGUCAUGGGCGUUGAGAUGGGUUCGGCCCAGCGCCGGCGAUGCACACAAGUUCCACCACUUCUUCGACUUCCUUCACUUGGACGAGAAAUGGUUCUACAUCUGCAAGCAGGGUCAGCGAUACUACUUCUACGAGGGCGAGCACCUCCCCAUCCGGAAGGUACAGCACAAGAGCCACGUGAUCAAGGUCAUGUUCCUCGCAGCAGUAGCGCGGCCGCGCUACGACUCUAGCCGCAGCCGUCAGUUCGACGGCAAAAUCGGCAUCUACCCCUUCACGGUGCAGCGUGCGGCGCAGCGCAACGGCAGGAACAUGGCAGCGGGGACGAUGGUGACGCACAGUGUGGAGGUCAACCGCACACUGUACAAGAAGCUGAAUAACAACGUUUUCCCGGACAUAAGGGCUAAGUUCCCGUCGUCGCCCAUCAUCUUCGCGCAGCAGGAAAACGCUCCGGGCCACCGUGCAAUGGAAGACCCUGACGUGGUGGCGGCGGCCGGGCAGGGAGCAGGCAGGAUAGAGCUCGUCAACCAGCCUCCCAACAGCCCGGACUGCAACAUCCUCGACCUGGGGUUCUUCAACUCCAUCCAGUCUCUACAAGACCGCACCACCCCCACCACGGUGGAGGAGCUUGUGGCGGAAGUGGAGAGAGCCUUGUGGGCGCAGAAGCCGGAAACCCUCGGCCGGGGCAUAAAUGGCUUCAAUGAUGGUGCAGGACAAGAAGAAGGCUACACCGCCGUGGCCUUCGUGCUGCUUGCUCGGGCCCGUUUGCGGAACCUGCGCCGCCAAAGCCACCACUCCAUGGACCUCUUCGAGGUAAUGGCUGUUAUGAACGUGCGCCUCACCAAGCUCGUGGCUUUCAUUAGCGAAGGACAAGAUAAGGAGGUCCCGCCAACAGUACUUGUCGAGAAAGAGCAGGUGGCCCCGGGCUCGGUGCUGCCGACGUUAUUGGCGCAGAGUGUGUUCUCCACACGCGUUCUCGCGGUGGCGACUGGGUCCACCACCGGCAAGGCUCCGGAAGCCGAAGAGGAGUUCACGAAUGGACUUCAACCCGCCAACGAGUGCACAAGGAAGAGGGCAGAACUGGCUGAGCGUUCACGAGCAUGUUUCGGGUCGGCGGUGCGGCGUACGAAAGCCCUUCAGAUUCAGGUGGCUCAACAUCAACCGGGGAAAACCGCUGACACCAAUGACAUCGUGGACGAGUAUCGCCUUCCAUUCGGCACCCAACCUCUGCAGGAGGACCCCACGGCGACCGUGCGCAGAACGCACGCCCUGGGGAGCAAUCCCGGACCUUACUCCGGGCUAGACACCCCGCACGACUCCAACCACGGGGAUGACUGCCGCCGAAAGUACGUUAGGAUAGACUCAUGCGCCCAGCUUUCGGGGGUCAACCUCAACGCGCACAAGCAGAACCAUGCGAAGAAGAAAAAGUUUGUACACAUGCUGAAUGACAUGAAAUUUGACCGCUUUGCGUUCAUGGUUACUCUGAUCAACGAGACCGAGAAUGAGGCAAUACACCGCAAGUCGGUGGCAAACAUGGUCAAGCUUGUUCGAGGCCAUGGCUCGGAACAGGUAAAGAUUUUCCAGGCUCAGGUUUGGUUCUACGGCAGAUGCUUCUGCCAGAAGUCUCUUAUGCGAUCAUUUCGACCAGUUCGACAGGAUUCGGCCGACCUUUGUUGA